Messenger RNA from Brassica rapa (field mustard), 655 nucleotides. RefSeq names its product signal recognition particle 9 kDa protein. Gene Ontology annotation, molecular function: 7S RNA binding. NCBI's taxonomy places the organism in Eukaryota, Viridiplantae, Streptophyta, Magnoliopsida, Brassicales, Brassicaceae. Gene Ontology annotation, biological process: negative regulation of translational elongation; SRP-dependent cotranslational protein targeting to membrane. Gene Ontology annotation, cellular component: signal recognition particle, endoplasmic reticulum targeting. The record is from RefSeq and is a predicted model, not a curated record.
AGGCUAUAAAUAUUUUAAGAAGCUCAGCUUCUCUCCGUCGUGGUUAUUUUGGGAAUUGUGUCUCCCAGAGAUUGCAAUCAAAUCAAUAGCCCCAACUCUGAAUCUCGAUGGUUUACAUAGUUUCAUGGGACGAAUUCGUAGAUCGAUCUGUUCAGCUUUUCAAAGCUGAUCCCGAAUCUACUCGGUAUGUUGUCAAGUAUAGACAUUGUGAUGGCAAGUUGGUUCUCAAGGUUACUGAUAACAAAGAGUGUCUCAAGUUCAAGACGGACCAAGCACAAGAAGCAAGGAAGAUGGAGAAACUGAAUAACAUAUUCUUCACCCUCAUGGCCAGAGGACCUGAUGUUGAUCUUUCUGAAGUGAACGGGAAAGAACAGAUGGAGACACAACCUGUGAAGAAAGGAAGAGGACGGAAGCAAUAAGUCCCAUGAUUCUGUUUUUCUUUCUUUCUUUUUGGUAUCAAGAUUUUGAUCCAUUUUUGGGGUAUUCUGAGUUGGGGAUUGUGAUGAUAGGAUUAUUAAAUAUUGGUUCUUAUUUAACCUGACUUUGGAUCUAAAAAUACAACUUUCAUCGAAAAUGCUAAUUAUGUAACCAUUUUAUCAUCCAAUCUUUCUGUCUGUCCUCUCAGUAAUGUGGCAGUCUGUGUGGCUUCAAUUCA